Molecule: messenger RNA, 1521 nt
Organism: Kalmanozyma brasiliensis GHG001
Lineage: Eukaryota; Fungi; Basidiomycota; Ustilaginomycetes; Ustilaginales
Product: Major facilitator superfamily
Exons: 2
Coding region: 1-1521 (506 amino acids)
Biological process (GO): carboxylic acid transport; transmembrane transport
Cellular component (GO): plasma membrane
Molecular function (GO): carboxylic acid transmembrane transporter activity
Source: RefSeq, a predicted model, not a curated record
AUGAACACCGAGGCUAAGAAGGGCGUUCUCGCCCAGGGUGCACAGAACUUCAAGGACCUCUUCCACUGGAAGGUCCGCUCCACCAUCAUCGACGAGAAUGGCGAGGAGCAGGUCGUCUGGGAGAAGCCCAGUCUGCCUCCCAAUCCGUUCCGCCUGAUCACCAUGCUCGGUCUCGCUGGCUGGGGUGCCUACCUCAUCGGCUUCUCCGCCUGGACGGCCGAUGCCUUUGACUUCCACGCCCUUUCGAUCCAGACCACCAAGCUCGCUAAGCACUUUGGUGUCUCCAAGACCAAGAUCACCGAAGCCAUCACCCUCACUCUGCUCCUUCGUUCGGUCGGCGCCGCCGUCUUUGGUAUCUUCUCGGACUACUUCGGCCGAAAGUACCCUCUCGUCAUCAACAUGUGGUGCCUCGGUGCCCUCCAAGUCGCUUCCAUCUACUGCCGCACUUUCAACGAAUUCCUCGCCGUUCGAGCCCUCUUCGGUCUUUUCAUGGGUGGUGUCUACGGCGCUGCUUCGUCGAUGGCUCUCGAGAACAUCCCUUCCGAGGCGCGUGGUCUCUUCAGUGGUAUCUACCAGCAGGGCUACUCGUUCGGCUACGUUUUGGCUGCCUGCGUCAACCUCGGUGUCGGCGGUGCCACCAACACCUGGCCUACCAUGUUCUGGGUCGGCGCCGGCUUCAGUUUCGUCGUCGGCUUCCUCCGUCUCGCCUGGCCCGAGUCCAAGCAGUUCAUCGAGGCCCGCAAGGCCAGCAAGGGCUCCGGCACCAAGAACUUCCGCAAGUCCUUCACCGCUUGCCUCCGCGCCGAGUGGAAGGUUUGUCUUUUUGCAAUCGUGUUGAUGAGCUGGUUCAACUGGUUUAGUCAUAGCAGUCAGGACAGUUAUACGACGUUCAUGCUUGUUGGAAAGCGUCUCAACAACACCGCGGCAUCGAGGGCAUCGAUCCUGAUGAAGACGGGCGCUUGCGUCGGUGGUACCAUCUGGGGUUACAUGUCGCAGUGGAUCGGACGCCGUAGGGCUAUGAUCGUCGCCUGCCUGGUCUGCUGCUGCCUUAUCCCUGCUUGGGUGCUCCCCACGAGCGAGAAGGGCCUCGAGGCCGGCGGAUUUUUGCUUCAGGCAAUGGUCCAAGGUGCGUGGGGAGUCGUUCCCAUCUACCUGGCCGAGAUCUCGCCUCCCGCGUUCCGCGCUAUCUUCGUCGGUCUCACCUACCAGCUCGGCAACGCCAUCUCCUCGCCUUCCACCCAGCUCAUCAACUACCUUUCGGAGAACAACUUCAUCACGUUCCAGGGCCGCAGGGUGGAGGCUUAUGGCCCCGUCAUGGCCAUUGCCACGGCCAUCAUCGCUUUGGGUCUUGCCGCCACCGCCUCCGUGGGUCCCGAGAAGAAGGGUGCUCGCUUCGAGCGUGCCGCGGCUGCCACCGCCGAGGUGCAGCCCCAGCUUCUCGUCUACCAGAAGGAGUUCGACACCAACUCCGAGACCAAGUCGGUCGACCUCACCCAGACGCAGACUGCUCUUUCCAAGUAA